UUAAUUCGUGUCAGUUGCUAAUCCCAAAAUCUAGCAAAGACUCGGUCCGUGGUCACAAAAAUGCUAGAGCCAUCAGAAGAUCUGAAGAACACCCACACUAUUAGCAAGGAAAGGGUACGCAAGCCCGAGGAGGUACACCUGCAAUAAUUCCUGCAGCACGUUUGCGUGCUCACAACUGAACUACCGUAUUCUACACAAGAUACCACACCCUCAUAAGAUACCACACCCCCCCCACAAUACCACACCCCGGUGGUUACUGAGACAGUACAGCUCCCUCUAGCAAACCUAGGGCCGUGUACAUAGUGCCCGUCCACCUUUCUGAUGACGUCUGCCUCCGCGCAAAAAGAUGAGAUGGGCAUUGCUGCCUACACCGACGGCCUGGAGGCCCGCGCAUCUGCACGUUUGUACCUGACGCACCAGUGCCGACCCAACUCCACCACUACGCACGCCUCGCGGCGGGUGCGCCGCAGCAAGAAGGUAUCGGUCCCCUGAGGGUGAGUCUAGCCCUGCUCGCUAGAAAGACCCCCCCCCUCGCUAUGGGUCAUGCCUACGCAAAACCUUGCCGAGGCAGCGAGGGGAAGAAAGGAAGGGUUAACAAUAUGGUGACGACGGUGUUCUUGCGGGGGAGCGGUCUCCCGUUGUUGCUGUCGUUUCCGCACGAAACCCAUAUGGGAUAGGGCCGACCGCUACGUUGGUGUUCGUACGUUCCAUCAGGGAUGUUACCCUUACUCUUUGCAGUGUUCAGCCAGGUGUCGCGUCUUCUCCAUAACAGCUGGCAAUGAUGGUGGUUACUCUCUGACGCUUGUUUCGACCUCUGAUACACCGCGUGCAUUUUCCCAACUUUAGUGUUUGGGUCCCAUCCACGUUUGUUUGGGUCGAGGCCGUUUUCUACCUCGUUUCCGAGACAUGCCAUUGGUUUCGGUAUUGUCGGGAACAAAAUCGUGGUAUAAUUGCACUUCACCGAGAGAAGAACCAGAUGCCUUCCUCGUACAGAUCCAAAUGAUAUUCCAUGGCGUGAUUGUCGGUAUCCGCCCAUGGUGGUGGCAAUGGUUGGUAGUCAUGAAGAGGAGGGGAAGGUGAAGGGGUAGAGGGUUGCAGGGCUAAGGUGAAGUGGGGAAGUCGAAAUAUGAAGUAUAGUUUAUUUACGACAUCUUUGGGGUAAAUAAUUUGUCCAAGGGGUUGUUGUUGUUGUUGUUGUUGUUGUUGUCUUCACAUUAAACCGUAUGUCAGUUGCUAAAUGCCAAAAUCUAGCAAAGACUCUCAGCCCGUGGUCACGAGAGUGCUAGAGCCAUCUGAGGAUCUAAAGAACACGCACACAUGUAACGAGAAAAAGGUAUCCAAGAGUCCGAAGAGGUACAACUAAAAAUCCCUGCAGCACCGUAUGCGUGCCCAAAAACUGAACUGCACGUCCGUCCCACCGUUCGACUACAGCAGCAUCACCCCCUCCCUGUCCCACUCUAUACCAAAACGGAAGAUUGCCGACCACAGCAUGCUGCUGUCUGAAGUGCUGUCUG
Molecule: messenger RNA, 1514 nt
Organism: Ectocarpus sp. CCAP 1310/34
Lineage: Eukaryota; Phaeophyceae; Ectocarpales; Ectocarpaceae
Source: the annotation of a GenBank genome assembly